AUGGAGCCUCUUAUUUCUGACCUUAACUCUUUGCAAUCAGAUGGGUUUGACAUCAUGUUGGAUGGGUCAGUUGUCCACUUCAAAGCGCAUGUCCUCGGAUUCAGCGGUGACAAUCUGUCAUUGAACAGCCUAGGUGGACUCAGCUGUGGCUUCACUGUGGGUCGAGUAUGGCGUCAGUGCCUUGCAACCACCAGGAACCUACCAUCAAUAACAGAUGAACCUCACUGCACAUUGAGGACUGCACGGAUGCAUGACAGUCACGUAGCCGCUGUUGAAUUAAGCAAUGAUAAUGCAAGGCUGUAUGGAGUGAAAGAACGUUCGUGUCUCUUCGCACGUGAUGGGUUCGAUGUCACAUGUCAGCUUCUUCCCGCCCUCAUGCAUGAUGUCUUAGAGGGAGGUAUAAACACUGUUCUCAAGACUGUAUUGGACUCACUGUUGUCUUCAAAGGUACUUCUGGAGGAACAUUUCAACGUGGUAGACCAGUUCCGGUAUCAGCAUCAUGACAUGAAGAACAAGCCUUUUGCGAUAUCUGUCAUGAACACGAACAAAAUACAGAGCAUCAAGGGGACAGCCAGCCAAAAGCUAUGUUUGUUCCGCCUUUUGCCACAGUUCUUUGGUGACCACAUUCCAGAAGGAAAUCAAGACUGGAGGAUUUAUCUCAAGUAUCGUGAAAUUGUGAACUUUCUUCUUUCCGACAGGAUUCCCAGUGUCUGUGUGAACUAUCUUGAAGUGCAGAUAGCUGCAUUCCUUACUGCAUUUGUUCAGAGGUAUCCCAUGGUAAAAGUGACACCAAAGUUGCACUACCUCAUUCACUAUCCUCGGUACAUCUCUCUUUUCGGACCCCCUCGCAACUUUGCAACUCCAUGA
This is a messenger RNA of Ornithodoros turicata, 867 nucleotides long. RefSeq lists its product as uncharacterized. Lineage: Eukaryota; Metazoa; Arthropoda; Arachnida; Ixodida; Argasidae. The transcript has a single exon. The record is from RefSeq and is a predicted model, not a curated record. Bases 1 to 867 code for a protein of 288 amino acids.